This is a messenger RNA of Fomitopsis serialis, 650 nucleotides long. RefSeq lists its product as uncharacterized. NCBI's taxonomy places the organism in Eukaryota, Fungi, Basidiomycota, Agaricomycetes, Polyporales, Fomitopsidaceae. Bases 106 to 537 code for a protein of 143 amino acids. The transcript is spliced from 3 exons. The record is from RefSeq and is a predicted model, not a curated record.
CAAUCCAAGACAAAUACACUGGACAUCCUUCGGCAUUAUUGUUAACUGGGACAGGACUUCGUCAAGAGACUCGCAGAAAUAACUGAUGAUCCAUGCAACACCUUGAUGCUUGAAGCUAAUGCUCAUGAUGCAUUUGACGACUUUUGUUGGUGUCUCAAGCCUACAGAUGUGAAGAAUGUGUAUGCAAUUCAUGAGUUCCAACCAGGAGCAUUCUUCCCACUUAUCAGGAAGACACACAUCACAUUUGUUGAUCACAGCUACAAGCAGACAGCAGGUCCAUCUGCACAGGUUCACUCCAAGCAAUCACAUGCUGCCAUGGAGAUUCCUCUCCCUAGCUGUGAGCUGCUUUGUCUACAUGCUGCACUUGCAGGAGUUCUCCACCUCAGUGGUGCAGGGACAUUACUGUGCUUCCUCAGGGAUGAACUAGGAGCUGGAGGACAUGCUGUCCAAAGCUUGGAUGGCCAAAGCUUCAUGAAACAACUGAUUGAAGAUGAGCUAUAUGAAGCUGUCUCAGGACUUGAGCAUUUCAGGGCAUAAUUGGUUGGACAUUGGCAGAUACACAGUGACAGUUACUGCUGUGCAAUACAUUGGGUAGCUAACUAGUGCAUCCAAUCAAGAUCCCCAAUUGUCAAUAUAGUAGUGUACAUCCU